AUGUCGGGAGAAGCAUGGCUAUACCUGCUGGCGGUGCUGAUAAACGCUGUAAACCUAUUCCUCCAGGUCUUCUUCACCAUAAUGUACAGCGAUCUGGAAUGUGAUUACAUCAACCCCAUCGACCUCUGCAACCGCCUCAACACCUACAUCAUCCCCGAAGCCGCCGUACAUGGAUUCUUGACCAUCCUCUUCCUGAUCAACGGAUACUGGGUUGCUUUCAUACUGAACGUACCACUGUUGGCAUGGAACGCGAAAAAGAUCAUGGAGAACCAGCACCUGCUGGACGCGACCGAGAUUUUCAGGAAGCUCAACGUGCACAAGAAGGAAUCAUUCAUCAAGCUGGGCUUUCACCUAGUCAUGUUCUUCUUCUAUCUCUACAGCAUGAUUGUUGCUCUUAUCCGCGAUGAGUCGCACUGA
Molecule: messenger RNA, 417 nt
Organism: Coniosporium apollinis CBS 100218
Lineage: Eukaryota; Fungi; Ascomycota; Dothideomycetes
Product: ER-derived vesicles protein ERV14
Exons: 5
Coding region: 1-417 (138 amino acids)
Biological process (GO): endoplasmic reticulum to Golgi vesicle-mediated transport
Cellular component (GO): COPII-coated ER to Golgi transport vesicle; endoplasmic reticulum membrane
Source: RefSeq, a predicted model, not a curated record